Molecule: messenger RNA, 948 nt
Organism: Pelodiscus sinensis (Chinese soft-shelled turtle)
Lineage: Eukaryota; Metazoa; Chordata; Testudines; Trionychidae
Source: RefSeq, a predicted model, not a curated record
AUGUCUGGUUCCAACACAACUGACUUCACUGACCCCUCCACUUUCAUCCUGCUGGGUAUUCCUGGCCUGGAGACAGCCUUUGCCUGGAUCUCCAUUCCCUUCUGCAGCACCUACGCCAUAUCCAUGCUGGGGAAUUUCACCAUCCUGUUCAUUGUCAAGAAGGAGUUGAGCCUCCAUGAGCCCAUGUACUAUUUCCUCUGCAUGCUGGCCACCACCGACCUGGUCCUGUCCACGUCUACCCUGCCCAAAACACUGAGCAUCUUCUGGUUCAAUUCUGUGGAAAUCAGUUUCAGUGCCUGCCUCACCCAGAUGUUCUUCAUUCACUGCUUCUUAGCAAUUGAGUCUGGGAUCUUCGUGGCCAUGGCGUUGGAUCGCUACGUGGCCAUCUGCCAUCCCCUGAGACAUUCCACCAUCCUCACGAACCCCGUGGUGGCCAAGACUGGCCUGGCCGUGGUGCUGCGCAGUGGAAUGCUCGCAUUACCCUCUAUCUUCCUAGCAAAAAGGUGGCCGUAUUGCACAACAAAUAUCAUCCCCCACACACAUUGCGAGUACAUCGCCGUGGUGAAGCUGGCCUGUGGUGACAUCCGCAUCAGUAGUUACUACGGCCUCUUUGUGGCUUUCUUUGUGACCGGUCUGGAUGUGUUUUUUAUAUCUGUGUCCUAUGUCCAGAUCCUCAGGGCCAUUUUUAGACUCCCUACAAAGGACGCCCAACUUAAGACUUUUGGGACCUGUGGCUCCCACCUCUUUGCCAUCUUAGCCUUUUACAUCCCAAUUCUCUUCUCCUUCCUGACACAACGGUUUGGCCAGAACGUGGCCCAGCAUUUCCGUAUUCUCAUUGCCAACGUGUACCUCCUGGUACCUCCCACGCUGAACCCCAUCAUCUAUGGGGUGAGGACCAAACAGAUUCGGGACAGGCUGCUCCAACUUAUUCGCCACAAAGGGACCUAA